AUCUUUGAAACUUGUAUCCUGUAUUAUAUUAAUUUAUAUGGAUGGCAUUCAUUUGUAUUGUUAUUAUUGUAUCUCUCCUUUUAAUAAGUAGCUGGCUAGAGAUAGAGAAGAGAGACUCGAGACUUUUCAAGACCAAGGCUCAUUGACAUUUGCCAUCCGCAGACAAGCUGCACCAGGAGGCAGGAGGCAGAGAGGAUCUUCAUACAUGGAAAUGAAACACCAUUUUGCAGAUGAAUAUGUUGCAAAUCCGUAUAUGAACUCGUAUGGCACAACACCAGAGACAGACAGGCAGCAGCAGCACUCUCUAUCUGAACCUAUCAGCUUAUGCCACAGUCCAUCUUCUUCAGAUUGCUCUUCCUCCUUCAAAACCAAUGAAGAAGGUGAUUCAGGGAAAGGCCUCAACACCAAAUUUGGGAAGAAAAGUAGCAGUUUCGCAUACAGGAUACGCGAGCACGUGAAACUUGGGCCCAAGCUGUCUGAAACUGUCAAGGGGAAGUUGAGUUUGGGGGCAAGAAUUAUUCAAAAGGGUGGAAGGAGGAAUAUAUUUAAACAGAUAUUUGGUGUAAAUGAAGGAGAGGAGCUGUUGAAGGCCUCCCAGUGCUACUUAUCAACCACGGCGGGUCCUAUUCCUGGCCUGCUUUUUAUUUCCACUCAAAAGCUUGCUUUUUGCAGUGAAAGAUCCAUCUCUGUCCCUUGUGCUGCAGCUGCAACUGCAACUGGGCAAGUCGUUCGAACGCCGUACAAGGUUCAGAUACCAAUAAGGAAGAUCAAAAGAGCUAACCAAACCGAGAAUGUGAACAAACCACAACAGAAGUACAUAGAAAUAGUUACCGAGGAUGAUUUCGAGUUCUGGUUUAUGGGAUUCUUACGCUAUGAAAAAGCUUUCAGAAAUCUUGAAAAGGCCAUUUCCAUUACCAACCAAAACUAGAACAAAUUUAUAAAAUCCAUCCAUCAAACAGACUCGACUCCUACCAUUAAGCUACAUGAUAUGUGUUUUUUGGAGCGCUGCAAACAAGCUACCUCUAGCUAUCUUCUGUGGUAUUCUUUCUUGUAUUUUCCUCCUUUUUAGUUUCUUGGCUUUUUGAUGUCUGCCUGCCUACCUACCUACCAUGUAAUAAUCAUGUCAAGUUGAUGUACGCUAUUGUUUCAUGGUUUGGUUCUGAAUUCUGAAUUCUGAAUUCUGAUGAUGUGAUGAGUUUGAUUUUCAGGAAA
This is a messenger RNA of Prunus persica (peach), 1212 nucleotides long. Its product is annotated as putative GEM-like protein 8. The transcript has 4 exons. Bases 206 to 928 code for a protein of 240 amino acids. NCBI's taxonomy places the organism in Eukaryota, Viridiplantae, Streptophyta, Magnoliopsida, Rosales, Rosaceae. The record is from RefSeq and is a predicted model, not a curated record.